This is a messenger RNA of Cooperia oncophora, 678 nucleotides long. NCBI's taxonomy places the organism in Eukaryota, Metazoa, Nematoda, Chromadorea, Rhabditida, Trichostrongylidae. The record is from the annotation of a GenBank genome assembly.
AUGGGUAUCUCCGAUAAUGAUGUGCAGAAGCAGCUGCGCCACAUGAUGGCUUUCAUUGAGCAGGAGGCCAAUGAAAAGGCUGAGGAAAUUGAUGCAAAAGCGGAAGAGGAAUUCAACAUUGAAAAGGGUCGUUUGGUGCAGCAGCAACGUCAGAAGAUCAUGGAGUUUUACGAAAAAAAGGAGAAGCAAGUUGAGCUGCAAAGGAAGAUCCAGUCCUCCAACUCUCUCAAUGAAGGAAGACUCCUGUGUCUUAGGGCGCGUGAGGAUCACAUUCGCAAUGUGCUGGAUGAAGCUCGAGUAAAUCUGUCGAAGAUCUCCAAUGAUCAGGCACGGUAUCCCGGCAUUCUGAAAGGGCUCAUCAUGCAGGCUUUGUUGCAAAUGCUUGAGAAGGAAGUGCUUCUUCGAUGUCGCGAGAGGGAUCUAGGUCUUGUGGAAAAACUUAUCCCAGAGUGUCUUGACGCUCUCGAAAAAGAAUGGGGAGAGAAAACCAUCGUGAAAAUCGACAAAAAUUUCCUGCCACCAGAAGCGGCCGGUGGCGUAGAACUCUCAUCCAAGGGUGGUAAAAUCAGAGUUUCAUCUACAUUGGAGAGCCGUUUGGAGUUAAUUGCUAAUCAGAUUAUUCCACAAAUUCGCACUGCCCUGUUCGGUCCCAACUUGAACAGAAAGUUCUUCGACUAG